Clarias gariepinus (North African catfish) is the source of this 2687-nucleotide messenger RNA. It is a transcript of the gene atg10, whose product is annotated as ATG10 autophagy related 10 homolog (S. cerevisiae). Gene Ontology annotation, molecular function: Atg12 transferase activity. NCBI's taxonomy places the organism in Eukaryota, Metazoa, Chordata, Actinopteri, Siluriformes, Clariidae. The transcript has 7 exons. The record is from RefSeq and is a predicted model, not a curated record. Gene Ontology annotation, biological process: macroautophagy; protein modification by small protein conjugation; protein lipidation. Bases 186 to 833 code for a protein of 215 amino acids. Gene Ontology annotation, cellular component: intracellular anatomical structure.
CGAACCCUUGAAUACAUUGUAUCACUUUCUUUAAACGGAAUUCCAUCUUAAUAAGACAUUUUCAUUACUUUUGUUUAAAUAAGAUCGAUAUUUUAGUAAUUUUCCGGCCUUCACCAGGAAGUAAACAUAAGAAAUAUCCUGCUACUUUUCUACGUUAAGCUCGAAUUAUGAAAGAUAACUAAGCUAUGUCAAGUGAAGGAUCAAACUUUUCAAGCUACCACUUAGAUGAGAAGACUUUCCAACUCUGCUGCAAGCAUUUUCUACAGCAGUCUGAUGUCAUCAGAGACGGAUGGAGUUGGGCUGAGGUUAAGGGUUGUGAGGAAAAAUACUUGAAAAAGACUGUCAUAAUGUCUGGAAGAUUCUAUUCUUUGCUUAAUAACAAUGAUGAUGAUGAUGGGAUGAAUACACUGACUGGAGCAGAUGAGAUGGAUGAUGAGGCAGCUGGGGCUUAUACAAUAGGUGCGUCCCAGGUUUUAAUGCAAUACGAAUAUCAUGUUUUAUACUCCUUGAGUCAUCAGGUUCCUGUUCUAUACUUCAGAGCAUCUACAUUAGAUGGAAAGCCCUUAACGCUUGAUGAGGUUUGCAGGAAUAUUCACCCACACUACAAACACAGACUACUACAAGGACCGUGGGAUACACUGACUCAACAGGAACACCCUUUACUAGGCCAACCCUUCUUCAUGCUUCAUCCAUGUCACACUGAAGAAUUUAUGAAGCCACUUGUCAAAAAACGGAAAGUAAACUACAUUGCCACAUGGCUCAGUGUGGUAGGGCCUGUGGUGGGAUUGGACGUGCCGCUUAGCUAUCACACAGCAUUGACUGCUUCUGACUGAUUGAAUUUUAUGUUUAUCUGUUAGAGCCUAAAUACUGUAGCUGUAUGAUCUGUAUAUACUUGCCUUACCUCUCAUCUGCAUACUUGGUAAAGAAGAGAGAAAGAAGACAGUGGCACGGCUACUACAAGGCUCUUGCAACACCUAAUAUUGGUUUAAAUCUUGUGUCAAAGAACUUACUAACCAUCUCAGUCACAAUGUUAUGUCAUGAACUCUUUUUCUUCUUUUCUUUAAACAUACAUGUUCAAAAUAAAUAACUAAAUAACAAUAAACAAUAGACAGCAUUAAAAAGGUGCAGUUUACAAAACAGCUUAUUUAAAUUAUCUUAACUGAUAUACUGUCAUAUCACUGCUACUUUACUUUUAAAUUCCCUGGUUUAUAAAAGAAUUUUGCUAAUUAACACUUUUAAACCACAAAAAGAAAUGUUAUAAACGGGAGUACUUGCAAAAGUAUUUAUACCCUUUAAACUUUUGCACAUUUUGUCACGUUACAACCACAAAGGUAUUUUAUUAUGUGAUGUGAUAGACUAACACAAAGUGGUACAUGAUGGUGAAAAGUAAGGAAAAUGAUAAAUGGUUAAAAAAAAAUUACAAAUAAAAAAAUCUGAAAAGUGUGGCAUCCAUUAGUAUUCAGCCCCUUUUACUCUGAUGGCUAUAACCCGUAAGAUCCAGUGGAACCAAUUGCCUUUAGAUGUCACCUAAUUAUUAAUUAGAGUCCACUCGUGUGUAAUUUAAUCUCAGUGUAAAUACUGUUCUGAAAAACAAACCCUUAAAGCAGGGUUAGGUUAUAAAAAACAAACAUCCCAAGCUUUAAACGCGUUACAGAGCACUGUUCAAUCCUCAUCUAAAAAAUUAUGGUAAGAGUAAAGCACAACUGCUAACCUACCAUGGCCGUCCACCUCAUCUGACGAGCCAGGCAAAAAAGUAUUAAUCAGAGAAGCAGCCAGGAGGCCCACGGUAACUCUGGAGGAGCUGCAAAGAUCCUUAGCUUAGGUGGGAGAAUCUGUCCACAGGACAACUAUUAGGCUUGCACUCCACUAAUGGAAGAGUGGCAAGAAGAAAGCCAUUGUUAAAAGAAAGAAGUUCUAUUUGCAGACAAGCCAUGUCAGGGACAGAGCGAUUUAUUACCAUCUUUUAUUGCAAAGUUCCAUUUUAUGAAAACUAUCAGCAACUGUGGUGGCCAGAAUUUCAUUGGAAAUAUAUAAUAAAACAUUAAAGGCAUUAUAGUUGGUUGGCUGAAUUUUACAGUCUACAACAGCUUAAUAGUAAAUCUCUAAAUAUUAUACUUGUACAUAAUAUUUUAAUCAAGAUAUAUUUAAGGAAGUUAUCAUGUACUUUUGCCUCUUGCAUCAAGUUUAGGGCGGAAUACUUUAAAGUAAAUGGCACAUUGGUGGAUCUUUUCUGUGCACAGUGGUAUUAACCCACCAAAAAAAAAGAGUCAAAACCAUUGACCGAUUUUACUGACAAGUUUUCCGAAGUGUUAUAUUGUAAUAUUGUAACAUUCAUAGUGGCUGAUAUUAUAAUUCAUUACCAUAUACAAGGGUGAAAUCCUCGAACAUAAGUGGGGACACAGUGGAAUGUUGUAACACAAACAUACAAUGAAAAAAAAAAUAUAUACAGCAGCAUCACAGUGCUUGUUUGCACGGUUCAUGGAUGUAACAUCACUAUGGAGCUCUUGCAGUCACAUGACCCAGAUCAAUUCACUAUCAUUCACUAUUUUGUAAGGAUAGUGCACUGACAGAUUUACAAUAUAGUGAUAUUUACAGCAAACUUAUCAGGUAUGAUUUAAUGUUAAAUGAUCCUUUAGUAAAAUUUAGCACAGUUGCGCACAAUAUUAAUUCCAUGCUCAAAUGCAAUA